AUGUGGUUGCUACAUUACUUUGUCCUGCUUGCUUCUGUUUCAAAACCCGCUGCUGCUGCUUCUUUCCAAAAAUGGGACAUUGAAAAAGGCGCAGUCUGUUCGGGAAUCAUAUGGACUGGGGACGAAUUAAAAGAAGUCCGAUUGAGAUAUUGCGACAGGCCACCAAGUCCAGCCAGUUUAAAAAAUACCAGCCAUCAUUACAGGGGACUCUUCUAUUCCGAUAAGAGGACGUUCAUAUACUUCCUUCCGCUUCCUCAACAUGCCUCUCUUGAGGAGGUACUAGACAUUGAUAGCUACUAUUACAUUAGCGUGGACGCGGAUUGUAACUUCUACAGCGUAGUAAAAUUGAAGGAUUUAUAUGCAGGUCAAACAGCUGUAUAUGAAAGCAAUACUGAAAUGUGCACUGAAGGACAGCAAUUCUAG
Messenger RNA from Blumeria graminis f. sp. triticale, 423 nucleotides. The record is from the annotation of a GenBank genome assembly. NCBI's taxonomy places the organism in Eukaryota, Fungi, Ascomycota, Leotiomycetes, Helotiales, Erysiphaceae.